UCACUUGACUGAAAAGAAAAAUUAGUGGGGGGUAUACAAUUAGGGCCCGCAGGGCGAAGAGUCCAUCUUCUUAUCGAACGCCACCACCGACUAUCGCUACAAUUAGAGCGAUAGCCGUACCUCCGGAAAGAAAGGCUCCGCUUGCAAUCACAGUUUGUACGAUGGAGGUUCAAAUCCAAGAAUCAGUUGUUGGUAGGCCUCAGGUUAAGGUGCAAUUUCAGCUUGGUUCAGAAACAUAUUCUGUCAGCGGAAACAAGGGCAUACUUUCUGAGCAACUGGUUUCAGUUAAAGAGGAGAGCAUGGCCAUAUUGAAGGACUUCAUCACCAAACACAAUGUUCCUAAUGAUGUCCCUGAUGAACCUGUUGAAGACUCUUCUGAAGAUGAUGGUGAAAUUCUUGAGAAGCCUCAAGUCAAGUCAAAGAAGACAAAGCUUACUUGAUUCUGUUUCUGUACAAGGGUCUAAACCCCAUUAUCAAAAGUUCCUUUGAUGUGUUGAACUAUUUAUUAGCAUCAUGUGGCUACUGAGUGUUUACAGCUUUGUCUACAGUGUCUAAUUCUUAAAAGUCAAGAUUAAGGAGUUGUUUUUAACUAGAAUAAAAGAUGGAAACUGAACUCAA
Rosa chinensis is the source of this 618-nucleotide messenger RNA. RefSeq lists its product as uncharacterized. The coding region runs from base 162 to 440 and encodes 92 amino acids. Lineage: Eukaryota; Viridiplantae; Streptophyta; Magnoliopsida; Rosales; Rosaceae. The record is from RefSeq and is a predicted model, not a curated record. The transcript has 2 exons.